Conger conger (European conger) is the source of this 1586-nucleotide messenger RNA. RefSeq names its product SGT1 homolog, MIS12 kinetochore complex assembly cochaperone (gene sugt1). NCBI's taxonomy places the organism in Eukaryota, Metazoa, Chordata, Actinopteri, Anguilliformes, Congridae. Gene Ontology annotation, molecular function: protein-folding chaperone binding. Bases 175 to 1146 code for a protein of 323 amino acids. The record is from RefSeq and is a predicted model, not a curated record. Gene Ontology annotation, biological process: protein stabilization. The transcript is spliced from 13 exons.
UUACUCUAUGGCACUCGUGACUGCUGCUGUUUACAGGCCUGCUAAACGUGGUGGCAGUGUAGUUGACAGCAGCUAACCAAGAAGUCGAGAAAUUUCUUUCCAUAUCGUUGCUAGGCGCCAUAGCAGUUCAUUUCAUCCAGAACUUUCUGAACAAUAAGUCCGCGGAAAUUGCUCAUGGCAAGCGAAAGGAGUUUCCCUGACAGCUUCAUAGAUGAGGACCCUAAGAAAGCUCUUGAGGAGCUGAACGGGGCACUGGGACAGACGUCUGACAAUGCGGAAUGGCUGUGCCAGCGUGCAUAUGCGCAUAUUUUACUCAAGAACUACAGCAGCGCUGUUGAUGAUGCUAAAAAAGCCCUGGUCCUCAGUCCCAGCUUUGCUCUUGCCUUCAUGAGAACAGGAAUUGCGGAGUACCAUUUGGAAAACUUCCCAUCGUCACACGAGGCCUUCGUCCAAGGGCAGAAUGUGGACGGAGCGGACGGAGCGUUUGCGGUCUGGAUCAAGCGCUGUGAGGAGAGGAUGGCAUUGGGGAGUCACAAUGGAACAUCACACACGCAGGAGACGGCGCCGCAGGUAAAGCACGACUGGUACCAAACAGAAUCCCAUGUCAUCGUCACGGUGAUGGUGAAGAAUGUGAAGAAGGAGGAAGUCAGCGUCAAGUUUGAAGAGAAAGAGCUCUCGGCCGCGGUGAAGCUGCCGUCGGGAGAAGACUGGCACCUGAAGAUCCCCCUCCUGCAUCCAGUGGUCGCCCAACAGAGCACCUUCAAAGUCCUCUCCACCAAGGUGGAGAUUAAGAUGAAGAAGACUGAGGCUCUGCGGUGGGAGAAGCUGGAAGGGGAGGGGACUCUGCCCAACGUCAAGCACUUCACCCCGAACCAGUACCCCUCGUCCUCCCAUUGCACGCGGAACUGGGACAAGGUUGUGGGCGACAUCAAGGAGGAGGAGAAGAACGAGAAGCUGGAGGGAGACGCGGCCCUCAACAAGCUGUUCCAGCAGAUCUACUCGGACGGCUCGGACGAAGUCAAGCGCGCCAUGAACAAGUCCUUUAUGGAGUCUGGCGGGACGGUCCUGAGCACGAACUGGAUGGACGUGGGCAAGAGGACGGUGGAGGUGAGCCCUCCGGACGACGGCGAGUUUAAGAAGUUCUGAGGCCUCGGCACGCCCCGGGAGGUUGGAUGUCUAGUGUCUGUGCACUCCUCAGUAUCCAUCCGCCCGCAGCCCGUCUGCUUUAGAACACACACCCCUGCAUGUGCCGUGCGUUCGGACGUCUUUACGAACAAGGAAGGGCAGGAGACCAUUGGGCCAAUUUCUAAAGGAAUUUAUUUGUAAAUUUAAACAGAUCUAUAACCGUAAAGAAAGUUAACCUUUUAUUUGCACACCUUUUGUAAAAUAAAAAUAAAAAUCCCAACAGGAACACGUCAAAAAAACAAAAAACAUAGAAAGUAUUUUCACUUUACUUUUGGUCAGAAAUGACAUGCACUAAUGGGGCAUUUUCCGUCAUCCGUGUUGUGUGUGCGCGCAAAAGGUUAGCCUUUCUUCAAAACCUAUUCAAACAAAACAAUGUAAAUAAAAAAUUUCAUUGGAGUGAA